Messenger RNA from Phycomyces blakesleeanus NRRL 1555(-), 363 nucleotides. RefSeq lists its product as hypothetical. The transcript is spliced from 3 exons. Gene Ontology annotation, biological process: actin filament organization; endocytosis. NCBI's taxonomy places the organism in Eukaryota, Fungi, Mucoromycota, Mucoromycetes, Mucorales, Phycomycetaceae. The annotation marks the transcript as partial. Gene Ontology annotation, cellular component: plasma membrane; clathrin vesicle coat; endosome. Gene Ontology annotation, molecular function: phospholipid binding; clathrin binding. The record is from RefSeq and is a predicted model, not a curated record.
AGUAAGAAUUAUGCAAAAGGUUUCUCAGAAGUACAGCGCAAAGUUCGAGAAUCUACCUCUAAUGACCCUUGGGGUCCAAGUGGAACAAGCAUGAAUGAGAUUGCUCAAUUGACAUUUAACAAACAAGAUUUCUUGGAGAUUAUGGACAUGAUUGACAAGAGGUUGAAUGACAAAGGAAAGCAUUGGAGGCAUGUUUUCAAAGCUCUUUUGUUGCUAGAUUAUUGCAUUCAUGUUGGAUCAGAAAAUGUUGUAGUCUAUUCCAAAGGCAACUUAUAUGUUAUAAAAACUCUAGGAGAAUUCCAACACAUUGAUGAGCAAGGAAAAGAUGUUGGAGCUAAUGGUAGAUUAAAAUAUAUCUAUUAA